Molecule: messenger RNA, 1833 nt
Organism: Colletotrichum costaricense
Lineage: Eukaryota; Fungi; Ascomycota; Sordariomycetes; Glomerellales; Glomerellaceae
Exons: 3
Coding region: 1-1833 (610 amino acids)
Source: RefSeq, a predicted model, not a curated record
AUGUCCUCCGACUCGGGUACAACACCUACAGACAUCAUCACCUAUAUUGGUGUUCCUCUAGCCGUGCUCGGUGUCCUUCCAAUCCUCUACAACACCAUUGCGACACUUGCCGCGCGAUCUCGAAUCAGGCGCAUGCUCCGUCAUGCCCGCCUAACAGCUCUCACUCGCUCCGACGUCGUGAAUCGCGUCAUCGAGGUCGACCUCCCCCGCUACGCUGUCACGCCCUGGGACCGCUUCGAUCACCGCGACGAGUACUGGUCCCUCGCCCGCCACCCUUCCUCCAUCCCGGGCGGCACUUGGACGACCUUCAACUGGCGCACCAACACCAUCGGCCUCAAGACGCAGAGGGUCGAGUACGCAGACCAGCUGCGGCAACCGCAGGUCGAUGUCACUUUUGACGAGCUGAUCAGCUACCUCCUGGAUCUUGGCGCCGUGCCCGAUGCUCACGGAUGGAGGCUGCUCAGAAGCACAGGGCUGUGGACUCCCGUCGGCUGUACCCUGAUGCAGAGUCCUGAUGGACAGCAUAAUGCCCUCACCAUUGCGCCUCUGAACGACUCUGACGGUCAUCUUUCGCUGUCUGUAAAUUGGUCCUCACACUGGACCACGAGGAGCCAUGAAUCUCUGCCCCCGUACUGGGUCCGGCUCGUACCCCUCCCUAGUCCAGCAGCCACGACCAUUGAGCAGGAUCAUGAGAAGAGUGACAACGACGACGUCAACGCAGAACCAGAAACGAACAGCGGAAGCAUCAAGAAGAAGACGAUAUCCCCGUCAUCCUCCGUCGCCAGCAUAUCUCGCGCCACAAAAUCCAACGCCCAAAACCCAAUCGCCUGCAAAAUCUCCUCCCACGGCCUCAUAAGCGCCAUCCCAGAAGACGCCGACCACCCCUCGACGAGCCUCUACAUCGAGCACGUCCGCAUCCGGCCAGGCCACACGGCCGGCACGUGGUUCGCCAGCGCCGCCACGGCCUACGGCACCUCGAGCGCGACUAUCCUGUGGAACUACCGCAUCCCGGACGACGUCCUCGCCUUUGCGCGGGGCUCCUCCGUCCCCUGCGGCGUGCUCGAGGUCCUGGGCGUCGUCGACGGAACCCAGACGCCCGAGUGGGCGAGCUCGCACAACGACACGCGGGACAACCUCGAUCUCUUGCACCGGCGGAUGCGGGAUCAGAUGAAUGCCAUCGCGGCUGAGCAGCAGAUGGAUCCGGUGCGGAGGGAGCAGGCUGUACGGGAGCGCAUGCGCAAGGAGUCUGAUCAGCACAUGGACGACGUACGAGACAGAAUGCGCCUCGACGCCCGGCGCCGCGAAACCCGCGCCCACGAAGCAAUCCAAUCCCCCAAAUGGGACGCCGCCCUCGUGGCAACACACACCCUCCCCUGGCUCCAACAACAAGGCCACUUACCAACAGACGACAUCAUUACCCUCCGCUCCGUCGCCGCGGGCGUCUUGCACCGCAUGCUCCUCGACGGCGCCUUCACCUCAGCCCUCUGCGCCACCCUCGACGCGUGGAAGGCCUGGGCCGACAACGGCGGGAUGCGCAAGUCGGACCUCGAGGCGCUGAGAGAGGGACCGAAGGCGCUUGAGAUGUUUGCGCUCGCGAGUGUGUUAGUUGCUGUUAUUCGUGACGUCGGCGGUGCGGCGGAGGGGUCGGCUAGAGAGAAGGUAAUAAAGAAAGAGGAGGAGGAGGAAGAGAAGGAGGAAGAGAAAGAGAACGAGGAAAAUAAAGACGCGGAGGAAGCUAAGGAGGAGGACGAGGAGGACGAUAGUGAGGAUCAAAGAGAAGACGAGGGGGAUGGGGAGUUGCUUUUGGGAUCUAAGGGCCUUUUCGUAACUUAA